AGCCACUGGAUUGGCUUUGACUCUAACAGCAAUGGUCACUGGAUCUACUGGGAGGAUACCUGCAGAGUAAGAGUUGAGCACAGUGUAAGGUUUGAUGAAAGAGAAGUUUACAUACCAGUUAGCACACUGCUUGUGGGAGAGCAGCAACCAUAA
Molecule: messenger RNA, 153 nt
Organism: Suillus subaureus
Lineage: Eukaryota; Fungi; Basidiomycota; Agaricomycetes; Boletales; Suillaceae
Exons: 1
Source: RefSeq, a predicted model, not a curated record